ACAUUUUUGAUUUUACUGUAGCUAUCAACUAUCAGUAAUCGGCGUAAAAUAAAUGAAUUUUGGAUUUUUGUUUCCGUUCCUCAGCUUAUAGAGGUUUAACUAGAUUUAUUUUUAUGUUGUAAAAUAUUCAUUUUUAAAGUCCUGAAGCUUAUGUUUUUUAACACUGUUCCGGCAUCUAUUUUAAGUCUUCAUUACUGAAGCGGGAAGCCAAAUCAUGUCUGACAAUGAUGAUGAUUACAUGUGUGAGGAGGAAGAGGACUACGGGCUGGAAUAUUCCGAAGAUAGCAAUUCGGAACCAGAUGUAGAUCUUGAAAAUCAAUAUUAUAAUAGCAAGGCAUUAAAGGAAGAUGAACCUGCUGCAGCACUCCUCAGUUUUCAGAAGGUGCUAGAGCUUGAGGGAGGUGAAAAGGGCGAAUGGGGUUUUAAAGCUCUUAAACAAAUGAUCAAAAUUAAUUUCAAAUUGGGUAAUUUUGCAGAAAUGAUGUCAAGAUACAAACAACUUCUCACAUACAUAAAGAGUGCAGUUACCAGAAAUCAUUCAGAAAAGUCUAUUAAUUCUAUUUUAGACUAUAUUUCAACAUCAAGAAAUAUGGAGUUGCUUCAAGAUUUCUAUGAGACAACAUUAGAGGCGUUGAAAGAUGCAAAAAAUGAUAGGCUGUGGUUUAAAACAAAUACAAAAUUAGGCAAACUGUACUUUGAUCGUGGAGAUUUCAAUAAACUAGCAAAAAUAUUGAAACAGUUACAUCAAAGUUGUCAGACAGAUGAUGGUGAAGAUGAUCUGAAGAAAGGAACACAGCUUUUAGAGAUAUAUGCAUUAGAGAUACAAAUGUAUACAGCUCAGAAGAACAAUAAGAAAUUGAAGGCGCUCUAUGAGCAAUCUCUGCAUAUAAAGUCAGCAAUACCACAUCCAUUAAUUAUGGGUGUUAUCAGAGAGUGUGGGGGCAAAAUGCACUUACGAGAAGGAGAAUUUGAAAAAGCGCACACGGAUUUUUUUGAGGCUUUCAAAAAUUAUGAUGAAUCUGGAAGUCCACGGAGAACUACAUGCCUUAAAUAUCUUGUAUUGGCUAAUAUGCUAAUGAAAUCAGGCAUCAAUCCGUUCGACUCACAAGAAGCAAAACCGUACAAAAAUGAUCCAGAAAUCCUAGCAAUGACAAAUUUAGUGAUGGCCUACCAGAAUAAUGAUAUCAACGAAUUUGAAUCAAUACUCAAACACAAUAGAAAUAAUAUAAUGGAUGAUCCAUUCAUCAGGGAACACAUAGAAGACCUGUUGAGAAACAUCAGGACACAAGUUCUUAUUAAACUGAUAGGUCCGUACACCAGGAUACACAUACCGUUUAUAUCGAAGGAGCUAAAUAUUGACGAGAAAGAAGUGGAAAACUUACUUGUUACAUGUAUACUAGACAACACAAUAAGUGGUCGCAUCGACCAGGUCAACUCUGUGCUGGAACUGGGAGGCGGGGCCCGGGGUGCCGCACGGUAUUCCGCCCUCGACAAGUGGACUUCACAGCUGUCCGCACUACACCUGGCGUUGGCGAACAAGAUGGCGUGAAAGAUACUUGCAACAUAUAGAGAACUAAUUUGAUUUGUAGGCCGAACUGGUCAAUCCGAUAUGAUACACAUAUGAUAAUGUAGGUAGUUAACAAAUUGGACUUGUGAAAGUUUAUUUUUUAAAACAUGACACUUUUGACGUGCUGGUGCGUUAUGAAGGGUGGUUCAACCGUACAAAUAAAAUUGUAAUAAAAAUCCAGAAAUAUUGCUCAAAUCGAUAAUAUGAAUAUUUAUAGCAUUCACAGUUUGAUUCACGCGAAUUCAGUUCUUAAUUCCAAUCCACAAUUAACAGUGCAAAGCAGUUAUUUCGGUGUUCUAUGGGGGCAAAUAAAUUACCCUCGCAGUUAUGUUUUCAGAGCUAAUUUGUAGACAACAGUCACGUUUAAAAAUUUUGAUGUAAUGAAGUGUGGGUAUAAUGUAACAUACGAUAAGCCUCUGUAGGGGCCGACAAAUUUUACUUUUAUAUAUUUAAAGCACAAGAAUCUACAACUCUAAUAUAAAUGACGAAUCAUUCAUUUCGUAUUAUCAUGCAGCACGAAUAUCGUAUUUUAUUACAAUUUUUACACAUACAGGUAGAACUACAUAACGAUAAUCAUAAAAAAAUCUUUAAAUUAGAGUCAAAAACAAAAUCACGUGACGUGGGCGCUACUCACCUAAGAGGUCUGAACCGGUACGCCGCGGCUUGUAAGUACAUGUAUUGACAUGGCAGGCAUUGGCCUACGCUACCGCGUGGCUACUAUAUUAUAAUAACGGUUAUGUAGCUCUACCCGUGGAGUCCCACUGUACUGUAUCUAGAUAUAUAUAAAAAUGAAUUGCUGUUCAUUAGUCUCGCUAAAACUCGAGUACGGCUGGACCGAUUUGGCCAAUUUAGGUCUUCAAUUAUUUGUGGAAUUCCAGGGAAGGUUUAAAAGGUGAAUAAAUAGGAAAAUGCUGCAAAAUUAAAUAAAACAACAAAUUUGUUUUUCCUUUGAUGUGUCCAUACAUAAUUUUUAUGAGAGAAUUUAUUGACGCACGAUUUGACAGUUCUGCUGUGAAACAAUUUCAUUACGACAGCAGGGUGCAUAUUUUACGAAGUAAUUUUUGAUGUUAUGAUAUAUUAUUGACAAAUUCAUAUAAAAACAUUAUUUUAUUUAUUAUAUACAGAACAACGUCUGUCGGGUCAGCUAGUAAAUAAUAAUAAUAAUAACUUUUAUUUCUCACCAACAACCAAAAUUACAAUAUAGCGAAAACUUAAAAAUACAGGGGAUACAUAAGUUUUGGUUGUGGAUCGCUGGUGCCUGUGGUAGGUAAUAAAAUACCUGUAUUACUGGUCACCAGAAUUCCACUUUUACACAGUGAAAAAUACCACUUAACGGGCUGUUCUAUAUGUUUGACAGCAAAUUUUUUAUCGCCACUCGCGAGCGUCCAGAGAACAAAUUUUGACGUAUGGCUGCGAAGGAUCGUACAAUACUGUGAAUUAUUAUUUUUACAUUUUGAACCCAUUUCGUUUUUCGUGUUAUUUAUACUUCAAAAAUGAACGUAAUAAAGUACACAUAUUGUUUUUUGUAAAUAGUUUCCCACCAUCUAUCGAUUUUUGCUGAGGUUGUCAUCACUAGUUUUAGUACCGCAGACUCUCGCUACAUGGCCAACAGCGCCAAAAUGGCGAAUAUCAAACAGGCCCAAAAGCACAGUGGUAUAUAGUAGAGGUCAGUGGUUCCCACGCUAUAGACGGCAAUAGUGUGUGAGCGAGAUGUAAAUUCGAUGUGUCGUUAUUUAUAACUUUACAGAGCAACAAUGAUAAUCAUAAUAUCACAUUGUCACACGUGUUUUUAUAAUAUGCGAGAAUGACAGUUGUGCGAAAUAUAAGGUGACCAGCCCAGCGAAACUCUCAAAGAAAAAAGCGAUUCACUCGAUUGUAUGAAACGUGCAGUGCUGGAUUGGCAGAUAACGGCUAUAAUCCUAUAAAAAACGAAGAUAGCUGAAAUUCACUUUGAUUUAAGCAACUGUUCGCUUUCAAACUUAGCCGAAUUAUACUUCGUCGCCAAUCGCCAUACUGUAAUAACAACUAUUUCAAACUUAUGUCAAAUCACUGCAUGUUUCAUACUAAACUAAAUUUCAAUUUUUGCUUAGGCAGUACCGCCUCUUAUUACGUAGUAUUUACAUCCUCUUUGAAGGUGACAUCAAGCUGGGAGUCUCGUGUUAUUAUAAGUGUGACAUUUCGCAAUAAAUCAUUUGUUUUAAAAUUCAUUGUAGAUUAAUAUAUUUAUAAAGUUGGCAAUGACGUUCUAUACACAUAUAAGUACAUAUUCUCUGUCUGAUACCGGAACGGAAAAGUGUUCUCCUUACGGCCAUUCCCAAUAUUCAGUCUAUAUCCGGUUGUGGCCUACUUAAGAUAAAAAUCGUAACUAUCGUUGACUUUUCUGUCCCAAUAAAUUUAUCGACGGUAACUCACCUUAUCCGUACACGCUGUCUGUCAAUGGGAUGACGUAUAGCUUACCAGGGAUAGAAGUUUGUAUGGAAAUUGUAACAGUGAUAAGAAUGACUUAUCGGGUAUAUUGUGUGUAAACUGUCACUGUCCGAAUCGGGUUCUAAAUUCAACAUACUUUUUUGUUUCAGAUAUUAUAAGAAAAAAAAACUUUGUGUAAUCUUAAUGCCGAUCAUUACUGUUAAACUUAGGAGACACAAACUCAAAGCUUGGUAUUCUACUUUAACGUGAUACUGGCAAAUAUGUAGUGUGUCUCAAUAGAAGCCAUAGUUGGAAAAAUAGAAUAGAUCAUAUGUUUCUUACACAGAAUUAAUGUUAUGUACAUCGCUGCUUAUUGAUCAGGAAUAUUUUAAAUAACUGGAGUGAAUGCAGCAAUGUAUAAAUAUAGCAGUUGAAUCUUAUUAUGGUGUAAAUUGUGCCAUGUUCCAUAUUUCGGCUUUGUUUUUAUACGACUUGAUUCGUCUAUAUAUAUAUACAUCUAUAGAACGUCAUUGGUAGAAGGUAUAACGUAUUAUGUUCAUUACUUUUGUUUUUGACCAAGGCUAGUCUAAAAAUAUAUUGUAACAUUGAAAAUAUAAGUUAGCCACUUCGGGGACUACUAAUGAUGAAUAAAAAAGUUUUGUUUUAAAUAAUUUUAUUUGUGAGACGAAGAAUUUAGCACGAAACCAUCCCACAAUAAUUGAAACUCCUUUAUCGUAAGCGAUUAUGUUAUUGUUAAUGAAUAUUUAUUUAAAAUAUCCAAUUAUUGUAUUUCUUCAGAAAGUGCCUAACUGAAAUCUGGAAACCAGGCGUUAUUUUGAGGAAAUUCUUUGACACUAUUGAAAUAUUUACUGAGUAACCCACGAAUAAACUUUACUCAUCUAAAAACAUGUACGACUACAACAAACACAUGCUUCGUCUUCACCUAACAUUGAACCAUUAUCUCACAGUCCACGAAGGGCAUUACUAAAGGUAAGCGUUUAACCGCGAAGAUGUAUUCCAUCAAAAUAAAAAACUGGCGUAACGAGCAGACUGAUGUGAUAACGAAUUACAAAAUGACGUAUAUCGUACGUUUAACGACCCCGAUCACAACACACUGCGCCCGUCACCCUGAAACUUAGAGAUGGAAUGUCUCGCGUGCCUGUUUAGACCGGCUAGUUCGCUUAAUGUUGCAAAGUUGAACUAACAUUAUAUUGUCUGUUUCAAUAGAUUUCUGCACAGCAACACUUGGUAAAAUCCAAUAUUAUCGCUGGUUACGUUGAAAUCUAAUAUUUAUUUGGGUCUGUUAACCAUUGUAUGUAUCGGAAUGACCAUUGUACAUUGCCCUACUGUUUCUUUUUAUUGUAAUUCAUAUUGCGCCGAUAUAAGGCUGUCGCACACUUAUCGAAACGGUCAAUUGGACAAGUUAUUUGAGAAGUUACCUUAAAUUAGUAAAUAAUCUUCAGUUUUUUAUAUUAAACAGUUUGCAAGUAUUUUGUGAAGCAAAUGUAUUAUUAUAUUAGAUUCUCGUUUAAUAUUUAGUGGUCACGUAAUGAGUUUAACUAUGGCUUGAUAGUCCUUUAGAUAACAUUCCGAUGAAAUACCAUUCGAUUGCAUACCUAUGAUGGUAUGCAUCAUAAGUGUGCGCCAACCUUAAAAUUGUAUAGUUGCUAGUAUUGCAAAAACGAAAAAACUGAAUAUACAUUUUAAAUAUGUUUACCUAA
Messenger RNA from Leptidea sinapis, 5694 nucleotides. It is a transcript of the gene alien, whose product is annotated as COP9 signalosome complex subunit 2. The coding region runs from base 215 to 1549 and encodes 444 amino acids. Gene Ontology annotation, biological process: protein deneddylation. The transcript has 8 exons. The record is from RefSeq and is a predicted model, not a curated record. NCBI's taxonomy places the organism in Eukaryota, Metazoa, Arthropoda, Insecta, Lepidoptera, Pieridae. Gene Ontology annotation, cellular component: COP9 signalosome. Gene Ontology annotation, molecular function: protein binding.